This is a messenger RNA of Microthlaspi erraticum, 1605 nucleotides long. NCBI's taxonomy places the organism in Eukaryota, Viridiplantae, Streptophyta, Magnoliopsida, Brassicales, Brassicaceae. The record is from the annotation of a GenBank genome assembly.
AUGCAAUGCCCAUGCAAACCUAGACAAGUAUCUAAUACUUGUUUUCUAUAUGCAAUAAGGCGCCUAGGUGCAUUAGCCACAUUCUCUGCCCACGCCUGUGAAGGUUCACGCUCAUCCGGAAUCACACAGAAACUAGAUGAACGCCUUCACCCGGGCACUACAGUCCAUCGCGGUACCCGGUUCAUCCUUCCAUCUAUUGGCCUUACUGGCGCACCAUGCCAAUGUCUGGUUGGAUCCCAUAUCGUCAUAUGGUACCAUACUCGGCCAAGGCAGCUGACCAGGUUAUCCUCCGAGUCUUCCUCCCUUCAUGCACAGCCUCCACGCUGCCAAUCCGGUUGGGCUCUGACGUGCGAGAAUGCGCUUGACUACACCUUCCUAGACAACAUGUGGUGCUCUCUAGCUUUGGGAAUGGAAUGGUUUGGACUUGGGGUGGAGGAGCGUAUUUAUAGGAGUUCAGGAGGCUGCCUGGCUUCUUGGGACGUCUCCAGUCAUGCGCAGACACAUGGAGACCUAGCUCUUGAUCCAAUCCGUUUCUGCAUCUCUCCACUUGCUUCUCAUCCACUCCUGAAGCUUAUACUCUCUCUCAGUAGUUGGUGUUGCAUCCUGAUUCGUCCAAGUCAUUUCGUCUCCAUUUAUCACCUCAAUGUCUCGUCUGAUUGGUUUGGACGAUUCUUGUCUCUCAUGAGCAGCUGGGUGUCUCUCCCUGAUAGCAUUAGAUCUUCUUGGAGCUUAUCCACGCCCUCUCUCCUCUUUAGCAGCUGGUGUCGUUGCCCAAUUGGCUUAGGCUUGCUUCGUCUUCAUUCGCCGUCCGGUCGGCUCUUCCCAUGUUCGUACAAUGAUCGUCCCACCUGGACAAUCUUGUUGUAUCUUCAGUUCUGCUCGAUCGUUCUUGAUCCUGUCUUGAUCCAAGUCUUCGUUGUGAUCUCUGGAUUAGAUCCCACGUCUUUGUCUUCCAAUCCCAGAGUGUUGAUCUUCCCAUCCCGGCCUUUGGGAUGUUUUAGGUAUCCACAACAACAAAGACCUCCUUACCAAUCUCAAGGAAGUCAGUUUCAGCCAAGGCAAGGAUAUGAGCAGAGAUCAUCAUAUCCACCUAAGGAGCCUUAUGCUUCUUCACCAAAUCAAGCUCCUCCAAACCAACAAGGUGGGAGAUUUGAAGGAAUCCUCCAACAGAUCAUGGAUGGCCAGAAGAGAAACACUAAAGAGAUGUAUGAGAAGAUGGACACUUUGUUCAGCAAUCUCAACACCAAGUAUGAUGCUGUUGCCACUCAUGUGAAGAAACUAGAGACUCAAGUCACACAAACUAUGGAAGCUGUUAAGAGACAGGAAGCUGAAUCCAAGAAGUCCUUUUGCAACUCAGCCGCCAUAGAAGAAAGAUUUGAAGACCAAGUUCCAGAAUGGAUGCUUUCAAAACCUACUGUUGAUUGCAUGAUUUGGCCUGAAGAGAAUUACCCAGAGAGAGAGUCCAAUCGAGCUAGAAAGAGAAGACUCUUCCCAAAGAUUAUCCCCAAGACAGAUAACUCAGGAAAGUUUGUUGUGCCUUGUAUCAUCAAAGGUAACAUUCUUGAGCAAUCUUUGUGUGACACAGGAGCCAAUGAGGAUAGCUGA